Molecule: messenger RNA, 2272 nt
Organism: Anas platyrhynchos (mallard)
Lineage: Eukaryota; Metazoa; Chordata; Aves; Anseriformes; Anatidae
Source: RefSeq, a predicted model, not a curated record
AAAAAAAGAAAGAGAAAGAGAAGCCUUUCUCCUUGCUGGUCGUACUGCAGCUCCAGCUGUGCCGGUCUGCCAGAUGUGCCCGCAGGUGCGCGCCGGGGCUGCCGCCUGCAGCCGCGUCCCGCCCGCGCACCCACCCCAGCAGCCACCCCACCAGCCCGACCAGUUUCACUUUCAGAAAUAGGAACUUGGCGGCGCCGGGCGCCCAGACGCACACGCGGCUCGGGACGAAGGCAGCGAGCUGCCGGCACGCGCGGGGACCCCGGGGCCGGCGGCAUGAACCCCAGCGCGCCCCUUCCUCCGGCUUCCCAAAGGAUAUAGGAAAAAGGAGAGCAGCGGCGGCGGCGGCUAGGACACCGCGUGUCCCAUCCCGUCCCGUUCCCCGGGGAUGGAGCAGUUUGUCCGCAAGCGUUUGACCUUCUUGACAUCCUUCUGGAACAAGCUGUGGCCCCGCUCCGGCCCGGAUAGCUGCUCGCUGGGGUACUUUGGUUCCGAUUCUGUUUCGCUGCACUCGGAGCCCAGCUCGGUUUCCUUCAUCCCCAAGUCCUCUCUCUUUAUCGCUUUAUACGCUUUCACAGCCCGCAGUGCGGACGAACUGAGCAUAAGCGCAGGGGACAAACUGCGUGUCCUCAGAGAAGAAGGGGACUAUGUCUUAGCCCGGAGGCUGCUUGGGGAACCGGCCAUGGGUUACGUCCCCGCCUCCCUGCUGGCUCCAAAAAGCCCGAAAACACGGGGAGAACAGCCCUGGUAUUUCAGCAAGAUCAGCCGCAGCGAGGCCGAGCAGCUCCUCCUCUCGCCUCCCAACCAGCACGGCUCCUUCCUCGUCCGGGACAGCGAGAGCAACAAGGGCGAGUACUCUCUCUCAGUGCGCAACCACGCCAAAGUCAGCCAUUUCCGAAUCUGCAAGAGCCCCGGGGGCAGCCUGUACAUCCAGAAGGGGCACCCCUUCCCCGACAUGGAGGAGCUCCUCGCCUUCUACACCGAGAACUGGAAGGUCAUCCAGAGCCCCUUGCUGCAGCCCUGCAGCCCCACGACCCCCCCCGAGAGGGACGGCUGGGAGCGCCCACGUUGGGAAUUCACCCUGCGGAGGAAGCUGGGCGAGGGCUACUUCGGAGAGGUGUGGGAAGGGCUGUGGAGGAACUCCGUGCCGGUGGCCAUCAAGAUCAUCAAAGCUGACAUGAAGGCAGAGGACUUCACCAAGGAGAUCCAGAACCUGAAGCGCUUGAGGCACGAGAAGCUGAUCCAGCUGCACGCCGUCUGCUCGCUGGAUGAGCCCGUCUACAUCAUAACCGAGCUGAUGAGGAAAGGCAACCUCCACAGCUACCUCAACAGUCCUGAAGGGAAGUCCCUGGGCACCUCCCACCUGCUCAACAUCGCCUGCCAGGUGGCGGAUGGGAUGAGGUACCUGGAGGAGAAGCACAUUGUCCACCGGGACUUGGCGGCCAGAAACAUCCUGGUGGGAGAGGAACUCACUUGCAAAAUCGCCGAUUUUGGGCUGGCCCGGCUCCUCAAGGAUGACAUCUACUCCACCAGCAGCAGCACCAAAAUCCCGGUGAAGUGGACGGCCCCGGAGGCAGCCAACUACCGUACCUACUCCCUCAAAUCCGAUGUCUGGUCCUACGGGAUCCUCCUCUACGAAGUCUUCACCUACGGGCAGAUCCCAUACGAGGGAAUGACGAACCAAGAAACCGUCCGGCAAAUCACCAGGGGCUACCGCCUCCCCCGGCCCAGCUCCUGCCCCCCUGAGAUCUACAGCAUCAUGCUGGAGUGCUGGAGCGGCAACACGGAGGAGCGGCCCACCUUCCUGGCGCUGCGGGAGAAGCUGGGCUUCAUCUACAGGCGCCUGCUCAACUCCCUGUCCUGAAGCCCCUUCCCACCACCCUUCCUGCAAAGCCCCCUCCACGCCAGCUCUUGCCGAGUGGCUCCUUCCUCCUCUCUCGCCCUCCAACAGGGCUCCGAGGAAGGCACAUCCCCAAAAAAAAACACACUGCCCAUGGCCCCUCUCGGUGAGGAGGCAGGGAGGUGGCCAAGGGACGAGGCAACGAGGUGGGGAGGAUUCGUUGCCGGAGCUUGGCCGUGUCUUGAGAAGCCCCGUGGCAGUGAAGGCAUCACCCCAGGUUCACAUCUCCGUUCAGCCAGUAGGGAGGGAGGUCCCUGCCGCUCCCCAGGCCCACAUGAAGGUUUGCAGUUUGUGUCCAGUCGUGGCUCUGCUUGAUUUUCUUGUAGCGUGUGUCCGGUGUAUUUAUCAAUAAAUGCGUGCGCAUCCAUCCUUCCA